GCCGGCCGCCCGCCCUCCGCGCUCUGCCUCCCGCCCGGCUGCCGCUACCUGCCCUACCCCGACAUGGGUCGACAGAAGGAGCUGGUGUCCCGCUGCGGGGAGAUGCUGCACAUCCGCUACCCGCUGCUUCGCCAGGCACUGGCUGAGUGCCUGGGAACCCUUAUCCUCGUGAUGUUUGGCUGUGGCUCCGUGGCCCAGGUUGUGCUCAGCCGGGGCACCCAUGGGGGUUUUCUUACCAUCAACCUAGCCUUUGGCUUUGCCGUCACCCUGGGCAUCCUCAUCUCUGGCCAGGUCUCAGGGGCCCACCUGAACCCUGCUGUGACCUUUGCCAUGUGCUUCCUGGCGAGAGAGCCCUGGAUCAAGCUGCCCAUCUAUUCCCUGGCUCAGACACUGGGAGCCUUCCUGGGUGCUGGGAUCGUUUUUGGGCUGUACUAUGAUGCAAUCUGGGCCUUCGCCGACAAUGAGCUUGUAGUCUCAGGCCCCAAUGGCACAGCUGGCAUCUUUGCCACCUACCCUUCUGGACACUUGGACAUGGUCAAUGGCUUCUUCGACCAGUUCAUCGGCACAGCCUCCCUCAUCGUGUGUGUGCUGGCCAUUGUGGACCCCUACAACAACCCUGUCCCUCGUGGCCUGGAGGCCUUCACCGUCGGCCUGGUGGUUCUGGUCAUUGGCACCUCCAUGGGCUUCAACUCCGGCUAUGCUGUCAACCCUGCCCGGGACUUUGGCCCCCGUCUCUUCACCGCCAUCGCUGGCUGGGGCUCAGGAGUGUUCACGACCGGCCGCCAAUGGUGGUGGGUGCCCAUCAUCUCCCCGCUCCUGGGCUCCAUUGCGGGAGUCUUCGUGUACCAGGUCAUGAUCGGCUGCCACCUGGAUCAGCCUCCACCCUCCACUGAGCAGGAGAAUGUGAAACUGGCCCACAUGAAGCACAAGGAGCAGGUCUGAGUGGGCAGGGCCAUCACCCCCUGCCCCUCUCCCUGGAGCAUCCACUGACUGUACAGGGGCUACUCCCUAUAAGCCCCCUUCCCCUUCCCCCUCCCAGGCUAAGAAGCUCCUUGUCUGCCCCACCCUACUGGACUACCCCCUCCAGGAUUUUUCCACGGGACCCUGCCCAAAUAAGACUUUAGGCCACUGUCCUUAAACAGUGAUGGGACAGAAAGUAGGGCCAACAUAACCCUUUGUUUCCCAAAGGGAGGGAAUGGGCAGUGGGUAUGUGUGUGCAUGUGCAGGUGUGUGUGUGUGUGUGUGUGUGUGUGUUCCCAGAUAUUCAGGGCAAGGGGCCAAGUGGAAAGGAUUUAGCUGUGGGGGGAGCCUGAAGGAAGGGGGAUGGUGAUGUGUCCAUCUGUGGGUGAGGAAAGCGCCAGGGGCCUGCAUGUUUCAGGGGCUCCAGGUGGAGAAGGGUCCAGAUACAUGUGUUUCUGAAUACGCAUGUGUCUGCCCUGUUUUCCAAACAGGCGCUCAGGGGAAGCUUUGGGGGAGGUAUGAUGGGAAUAUGGGUAGGGCUGGGAGAAGGGGGCCACAGCCCAGGUGUGGACCUUUGACUGUAUAUAAGGAGGAGCUGAAUAACGUGUUUCUGUCAUAAUGUAGGCAUGAGAGGUGGGGUGAAGUUUAGGUCAUAAGUUUCAUAUUUGCUUUUUUUUUUUUUUUUUUUUAAUAUA
Molecule: messenger RNA, 1655 nt
Organism: Molossus molossus (Pallas's mastiff bat)
Lineage: Eukaryota; Metazoa; Chordata; Mammalia; Chiroptera; Molossidae
Gene: AQP3
Product: aquaporin 3 (Gill blood group)
Exons: 6
Coding region: 64-942 (292 amino acids)
Biological process (GO): glycerol transmembrane transport; water transport
Cellular component (GO): basolateral plasma membrane; plasma membrane
Molecular function (GO): urea transmembrane transporter activity; water channel activity; glycerol channel activity
Source: RefSeq, a predicted model, not a curated record